GAGGUUGUGUUUGCUGCGGGCACUGCGCCUGCGUGGGCGCUCGCUGUAAGAUGGCGGCGGUUGGUGAUGGAACAGGGUCAACUGGGUCGGCGCUGCAGGGGUUAAUUCGGCAGUUCACAGCCAUUACAGGUGCCAGUGAAAGUGUGGGAAAACACAUAUUAGAAGCAUGCGGCAACAAUCUGGAGAUGGCUGUCACAAUGUACUUGGAUGGCGGUGGGAUAGCUGAAGAACCCAGUACCAGUACAGCGGGAACGUCAAGUCGACCGCCUCCACAGGAUGAAGUACGAGCUCCUAUUCCACAAAAGCAAGAAAUCUUAGUAGAACCUGAACCCUUGUUUGGUGCUCCCAAACGAAGGAGACCUGCACGCUCCAUAUUUGAUGGGUUCAGAGACUUCCAGACUGAAACGAUCAGACAGGAGCAGGAGCUGCGGAAUGGUGGUCCAGUGGACAAGAAGUUGACCACUCUGGCAGAUCUCUUCAGACCACCCAUAGACCUAAUGCACAAAGGCAGCUUUGAAACGGCAAAAGAGUCAGGGCAGCUGCAGAACAAGUGGUUGAUGGUAAAUAUUCAGAACGUGCAAGACUUUGCCUGUCAGUGCUUGAAUCGAGAUGUUUGGAGCAAUGAGGCGGUGAAAACCAUCAUUCGAGAACACUUCAUCUUCUGGCAGGUACAGGGAAGUGGGGGUGUGAAGGUUUACCAUGACAGUGAAGAAGGACAGCGAUAUGUCCAAUUUUACCAACUCUCAGACUUCCCUUACGUGUCUAUACUAGACCCCCGCACUGGUCAAAAAUUAGUUGAAUGGCGUAACUUGGACGUGAAUUCGUUCCUGGAGCAGGUGACGGGAUUUUUAACAGAGCACGGGCUGUUAGAUGGACUCUCCUGUAGCCCACCAAAGAAACGUCUACGCUCAGAGAGCUUAAUUGAUGCAAGCGAAGAUAGCCAGCUAGAAGCAGCAAUUAAGGCUUCUUUACAAGAAACACACUACGAGUCGUCAAGCCCUGAGAAUGAGGAUCAGUCGGAUGAGGAAUCAGAGGCCGAAGCUUUUUCAGACAGCGAAGGAUUCAUCUCCAUCAAUGGAUCCGACGAUGAAAGAGAAGAGGAAAGUACCACAAAAAAAAAGCAAAUGCCCCGCAAGGAGCUGAGCAGUAAACAAACACGUGUAGAAUUAACUGAAAGAACUGAGACAGGAAAAGGAACUAGUUUGGAGUUUUCCUGCAAGGACAGGUCUGAGAAAAUUCGGUCAGGGGCAGAUGCAGAAACAUCAACAAAGCAGCAAGAGAUAGAAGAUGCAACAGUCUAUUUUGAUAACAGUGGACCAAAAGCAAGUCUGAUGCUGCGAUAUCCGAAUGGGCAAAGGGAACAGAUUGCACUUCCAGCUCAAGCAAAACUACUGGCACUGGUGAAACACAUCCAGUCGAAGGGAUACCCAAAUGAGCGGUUUGAGCUGGUCACCAACUUUCCACGCAGGAAGCUUUCCCACCUGGACUAUGAAAUUACACUGCAGGACGCUGGACUGUGCCCUCAGGAAACUGUCUUUGUUCAGGAGAGGAAUUAACUUGGGAGUGCAUAAUAUUUUAUACAAAUGUUGCAAGAUCUGGUUUGUUGGUGAUAACCUGGCUUCAACCUGAACAAAGAGAACCAUGUAUUUUCAUCUUUUUACUGGACCUACUGAGACCAACAACAUGAAGAAAUUUUGAGAUCCACACUCAAUUCUUAAUACUUUUUGAUUCCCAAAAGAAGAACCCUUUUUACUGGACCAGAGAACACUUGAUUUUUUUUGUUUUUCAUUAAGUAUCCAUCAUUCUUUGCUUGACACGUUACAUUUGGCUGUGCCAGGCAUCAGCAUUGUUUGUAUUUCCCCCCUACAACUGAUGGCUUUGGCAAUGUUUCAAAUUGCCAUAACCAAAAUCUACAAGGGCCUCGCUUUUUGACUACUAGGAGGAAGCUUUUCCCUCAUCAAGUCCAGUUGACUACACAAAAUGCUGGAGAAAUAGAAAAUGGUCUGGGAAGUGAUCGAUUGUCAUCUGAAAAGACUUGACUUUGUCUCUUGGUAGUGUUACUCAUUUAGGCUGUAAGUACGUGGUAGGAAUUUGGUAUUGAUCACUAUGAUGCAUUCUCAGUUGCCCUAAUGUCUUCAAACAGCCCAGCUCAAGCCUAUGUUAAAAUGCAUGACCUUGCAUUAUGGGCAGAGAGGUUUGCAGCACAGUGUGGUAAUAAUCUGAUGGGUCUAAUGUGCCAGGUCUAGAGCUACCAACUUUACUUCAGUCUGCACUUUUGGAGCGCACGUUGCCAUGAAAGAAGGUCAACAUAGUUCCUGAACAAGCUCUACAGGGAUCCAAGACAAUCUAGCCCAUCUGGCUAAAGCAGCGAGUCAUGUGAAUACAUGGUCGUUCCCUGACCUUACGCUAUAAGAGUGUGAUUUCUAAGGUUCAUUCUGAGGGAUUCUACACAGUUCAUUAUUCCAUGUAGAGUUGAGAAUUGAGUGAUUGUGCUCAUCGUCAAACUUCAGGGAUUGGACCGAGUCCCAGACAAGAAUUUAUUUGCAAUCCUGCUUCUGUGACGUUAAAAACUUGUGGGAUUAUACAAAGCAGCCCACAAUAAGUUUCUGGCAUGAAGAUCCGAUGAGAAGUUUGACUGGCAGAUCCAGGAUCCUUAAUGGUGAACGUUGGAGAUGAGAGGCCUGCACAUUAUGAAAGGUUCGAAAUGCCGUCGAGCCCCAGGGGUUGUGUUAAGGGUUUGGUAAUGAUGCAUGGCUGAUGCACAGUUUUUGGAGUUCAAAGAACUAUGUAUAUCUCUACCACAGGGUAUUACCACGAUAAGAGUGAACUACAAUAGUGUGUCCUGCUUGGAAUCAUCAGUAUUUUGUCGCCGUAUUCAGACUGGUGCUCGAUAUUCAGAGGAGGGGGGAAUUUGGCACAGUAAAUUGAUAAUACAGCAUUUGGAAAACUGAUACCAACAGUUAGUACACUGUACGGUUCUGUGGGUGCUGGUAUGUACACAGUAAGAGCAUGAAUCACAUUGAAAACUGUGUGUGUGUGUGUGUGGGGGGGUUUUGGAUGGUUGACGUUGGAUUAUUGUUUGGAACAGUUGGUACCCAUUGGGUGGGAGGGGAGGCUGAGCCCAGCAGGGGCUUCGGAUGGUGGGGGUGGGUGGGUUAACAUUAGAAUUGGGCCAUUUAAGGGAAGGUUGACCAAUGAGAACGGAAGAGUGUCAGAUAACUGUAAAGUAAAAGAGUGUAACUGACCUAGAAAAAAUAACUGGGAAAAGCUCAGUCUCUUUGGAAAAGAGCCAUGUUGGAAAUGGACUGUUACUAUGUCUAAUUGGCUAUGGUGAGCAUUGUUUCAUAGCAGUACAAUUCCCUUAUCCAUGUUUUUCUGCCAAUUAAGGUUUUUGAUCCCUAUAGUUAUGGACCAAGAAUCUUGUCAGCAGAGGCUAUUAACAUUCCAAGCUCUGUGAAAGGAGUAACUUGGCAAUUAAAGAAGGUAUUCAUUGAUGAAAUAAUGUCCAAAAAUAGCCACUUUCAAGUCCACCGACUGGAUAGAGAAAUUGUUGAGUCUACAUAUAAACACACUGGUGAUAUUGUGACUGGAAAAGAGAGAUCAUAAAUUCAUAUAAUUGCAAUUGUUUGGAUUCUGGUCGUUUUUUUAAAGUCCACUAACUUUCUGCAUUUAAUUUAAUCAUCAAAUAUGUGAUCUGAUCCAUAAUCUCCAUCUUAAUCCUAUGGGAAUGUGUGGAGAAAAAGUUACAAUGGGGAAAUUGAUGAGAACUGGGGCUGCUCUGUGAGCUAGCAUGGACUAAGUGGAUCAAGGUGGCAUCCUCCGGUGUUAAAGAAAUAUGGUCAGUGGCUAAGCAAUGCAGAUCAAUGCUAUGAAACAUUGCUGCACCCUGGUUCUGCAAUCAAUUCUUCAACCAAUUCUCCAUAAACUGUUAAAUCAUGUCAGAUUACUACUUGUUUUUAAUACAACUUCAGUUAUUCGGUUUUUGAAAUGUGAAUUUAUACAUCCAAAUUGAUUUUGUAGAUUGCCUGAAUAAGAUCAUUGAAGAUUAGGCAGUUCAUACAUAUCUGACCAAGUGAAACAGUAAACUGAAUAAUUUGAAUAUUGCAGGAUUGCAUCAACCAGUGUCACAUUUUGUAAACCUCAAUCAAUAAAAUUUAUAGUUUGCUUUUUAA
Molecule: messenger RNA, 4172 nt
Organism: Amblyraja radiata (thorny skate)
Lineage: Eukaryota; Metazoa; Chordata; Chondrichthyes; Rajiformes; Rajidae
Gene: ubxn7
Product: UBX domain protein 7
Exons: 11
Coding region: 51-1556 (501 amino acids)
Biological process (GO): proteasome-mediated ubiquitin-dependent protein catabolic process
Cellular component (GO): nucleus
Molecular function (GO): ubiquitin binding
Source: RefSeq, a predicted model, not a curated record